Nicotiana tabacum (common tobacco) is the source of this 1600-nucleotide messenger RNA. Its product is annotated as myb-related protein 306. The record is from RefSeq and is a predicted model, not a curated record. NCBI's taxonomy places the organism in Eukaryota, Viridiplantae, Streptophyta, Magnoliopsida, Solanales, Solanaceae. Gene Ontology annotation, biological process: response to auxin.
UUCUCCUUCUCUCUUCAACAAUAGUGUAUAUAUAGACAAGGACCCCCACUGGCUUAGACGCUUGUCUCAACUUUGCUUCACUCUUGAAAGAAAUCCCAAUAUAUCCCUAUCCAGAGAGCAAGAGAAAGAGAAGAAACAAAACCACUUCUUGUUUUUCCUUUAAAAGUCACUUAAAAUAAAAGGAAGAAAGAUUUGUUGCUUGAGAGUAGAAUGGGAAGGCCACCUUGUUGUGAUAAAAUAGGGGUGAAGAAAGGACCAUGGACACCAGAAGAGGAUAUCAUCUUGGUUUCAUACAUUCAACAACAUGGUCCUGGUAACUGGAGAGCUGUUCCCAGUAAUACUGGUUUGCUUAGAUGCAGCAAAAGCUGUAGACUUAGAUGGACUAAUUAUCUCCGUCCGGGAAUCAAACGUGGCAACUUCACAGAACAUGAAGAAAAGAUGAUUAUUCACCUCCAAGCUCUUCUUGGCAACAGAUGGGCUGCGAUAGCAUCAUAUCUCCCACAAAGGACGGACAACGAUAUAAAAAAUUACUGGAAUACUCAUCUGAGAAAGAAGCUGAAGAAACUUCAAGGGAAUGAUGAGAAUAGUAAUCAAGAGGGAAUACGCUCAUCGUCUCAAUCAAAUGUCUCAAAAGGACAGUGGGAGAGGAGGCUUCAAACUGAUAUCCACAUGGCUAAAAAAGCCCUUUGUGAGGCUUUGUCCCUUGACAAAUCUGAUUCUCCGCCAAAUAAUCCUAUCCCUCAACCUGUUCAAUCAUCUUGUACUUAUGCAUCUAGUGCUGAAAAUAUUUCUCGAUUGCUUCAAAAUUGGAUGAAAAAUUCCCCCAAAUCAUCUCAAUUUAGUCAAUCAAACUCGGAGUGUACUACUCAAAGCUCCUUUAACAAUUUAUCAAUCGGGCAGGGUUCGAGUUCUAGUCCUAGUGAAGGGACCAUAAGUGCAACAACACCCGAGGGUUUUGAUCCGCUCUUUAGCUUCAAUUCAUCCAAUACUGAUAUGUUGGCAGAUGAGAGUAACGCUUUCACACCUGAAAAUGCUAGGAUUUUUCAAGUUGAAAGCAAGCCAGAUUUGCCGAAUCUGAAUGCUGAAAAUGGAUUUUUAUUUCAAGAGGAGAGCAAGCCAAGUUUGGAAUCGGAAGUGCCAUUAACUUUGCUGGAGAAGUGGCUCUUUGAUGAUGCUAUUAAUGCACCAGCACAAGAAAACCUAAUGGGAUUGGGAAUAGGAAUGGGAAUGACCUUGGGUGAUGCUUCUGAUUUGUUUUGAAGAAAUAUUUACGAAAUGAUUAAAUGAUAGCCCUAGUAAAUAUUUCUUCAAAACAACUUAGUAGUUACGUUUUGGUUUCUUUUAUCUGUUUUUUUUUGGGUUGUUACUUGUUAAUUAGACUUUGGAGUUUAUAGGUUGUUACUUACUAGCCUGAGCAAAAACUCUGGUAUUUGCAAGAGCAAAAAGUGUAAAUUACAAGUAAUCUUAAAUCUGCAUAUGUAGUGAAUAGUACUAGUGAUACUACCCUCUCUAAGCUUCUAAGAGCUUCAACUGUUUGUACUAUGUGCUCAAUUUUUUUGAGUAUUUAUUAUCUAGAAAUGAAAAUUAGAGUUUGACUUCA